UGAGAGUGGGCGGGACGUGGCGCCCCCAGCAUCUUUGUGUGGCGGCUCUGUGGUUAGCAUUAGCAUGAGCUAUGCUGCGGACAGCGAUGACAUGCUGGGACGGCCACGCUAGUUUCGCUCCCUCGACGACGUGGAACAUUUAAACGCGGACCCUCGGCGACGUCGCCCCGCGCUGUUGCCGCGCACACCGUUGCUCACAGACGCGGCGAGGAAGAGGCGGCCACCUCCCGGCGGACAAGAAGUUCCCCUUGUGCAAGAUGACGGAAGAAGUGAUUGUCAUCGCCAAGUUCGACUACAUGGCGCAGCAGGACCAGGAGCUGGACAUCAAGAAGAACGAGCGCCUCUGGCUCCUCGACGACUCCAAGUCCUGGUGGAGGGUUCGGAACGCCACCAACAAGACCGGCUUUGUGCCGUCCAACUACGUGGAGAGGAAGAACAGCGCGAGGAAAGCCUCCAUUGUCAAGAACCUCAAAGACACGCUAGGAAUCGGGAAGGUGAAGAGCAGGAAGGGAGGAAUGAGGGACACGGCCUCCAACGCCGACGCCGACAUGUACGCCGACAACGGCGAGCGCCUCUACGACCUCAACCUGCCCGCCCUGGUCAAGUUCAGCUACACGGCGGAGCGCGAAGACGAGCUGUCGCUGGUGAAGGGCACGCGGGUGGUGGUGAUGGAGAAGUGCAGCGACGGCUGGUGGCGCGGCAGCUACAACGGACGCUCCGGCUGGUUCCCCUCCAACUACGUGACGGAGGACAUGGACGGGACGGCGGGGGGCGGCGGCCCGUGCGACCCGUCCGGCUCGCUCACGGAGAAGCUGGCGGCCGUGGUCAACAGCACGGCCAACGGCAACCGCGUGCUGCACACGGUGCAGGCGCUCUACCCCUUCAGCUCGGACAACGACGAGGAGCUGAACUUCGAGAAGGGCGAGGUGAUGGAGGUGGUGGAGAAGCCCGAGAACGACCCCGAGUGGUGGAAGUGCCGCAAAGCGGACGGCCAGCUGGGCCUGGUUCCCAAGAACUACGUGACGGUGCUGGACAAGAGCACGGCGGGGCCGCCCACGCCCGACUGCGACUACAUCUCGCCGUCGGGAAGCGGCCGCUUCGCAGGGAAGGAGUGGUACUACGGCAAGGUGACGCGCCACCAGGCCGAGGUGGCGCUCAACCAGCGCGGCGUGGAGGGAGACUUCCUCAUUCGGGACAGCGAGUCGUCGCCCAACGACUUCUCCAUCUCGCUGAAGGCGCAGAGCAAGAACAAGCACUUCAAGGUGCAGCUGAAGGAGAACCUCUACUGCAUCGGCCAGCGCAAGUUCAACUCCAUGGAGGAGCUGGUGGAACACUACAAGAAGGCGCCCAUCUUCACCAGCGAGCAGGGCGACAAACUCUACCUGAUCAAGGCCCUCGCCGCCUCCUGAUCACUAAGAGGGCGGAGCCUGAAGACUUUACACCAGGACUUCCUUCUGUCAGACGAACAUUCCAAGAAGUCCUGGGAGUGGACUAUGGACCUGUUGGCCAUUUAUUUAUGAUGUGAUCCAGAUGUUCUUCAUCUAGUCCCACCUCCGUAGCUCCUUACAAGUCCACAAAUAUAUAAUCUUUUUUUUUUUUUUUUUAAAUGUGACUUUUUUUUUUUCCCAACAGUAUCUGAGAUGGAGACCCUCUUUUUUGUCUUCUUCAGCUUUUUCCCCUGCGUGUGUGAUCUGUGGACCAGCGACUUGGCCACAUCUGCGACCAAAACAUAUUUAUUGAUUGUGGACCUGGACCGUCACCAUCCCACCCCGCUUGUCUUCUCAACGCGUCAAAGUGGCCACGAGAAUGUUACAAAGACCAGGCCGUAGACCAGACUCACUCUGGAGGUCACGUGAAGAAGAAAACCUGCUUUCUCCGGAGCAGUGGUGGUUAGCAUGAGUGAGGAAAGUAGCCUCAUUGCGUCGUAUGAAUAUAAGUUGUGUGCCUCACUUCGUUAGCAUCUUUUAUGGCCAUUUUCAGCCUUAAAACAUUCAAGAAGGUCUGCACCAUUUUAUAAGCCGCAGCGUUCAAAGUGUAGGAAAGAAGUAGGCGCUUAUAGUCCGAAAUGGACGCUAAUUACGGGAUUUUUGCCUUUUCCGGGUGUUGUGCAAGCAGCUCGCCUUCCAACUUGACUCACACAGAUUAGACGUAUGGAGGGCGCCACUUUUUGUGUCGGUUUUCAUGACAGGAUGUGGGCGGAGCUUGGCGACCGAGAUUUUGUUCUCAAUGGAGUGCCAAAAAGUCACAACUUCACCGCAGAUAAGGUCAAGAAUAUGAGAGGAAAGGUCAUAAUUAUAAGAGAAAAAGUCACAAUUAUGAGAGAAGAAGUCAUCAUUCUGAGGUAAAAAGUCCAAUUGAGGGAUACAACGUCAAAGUAAUGGCGCAAAAGUCGAAAUUGUGAGAUAAAGUCAAAAAUAUGAGAGAAAAAGUCACAAUAAGGAGAGAAAAAAGUCAUAAUAAUGAGCGUAACAGUCAUCAUUCUGAGGUAAAAAGUCCAAUUGAGAGAUAAAACGUCAAAAUAAUGACACAAAAGUCGAAAUUGUGAGAUAAAGUCAAAAAUACGAGAGAAAAAGUCACAAUAAUGAGAGAGAAAAAUCACAGUUAUGAGAGAAAAAGUCAUAAUAAUGAGAGUAAAAGUCAUCAUUCUGAGGUAAAAAGUCCAAUUGAGAGAAAACGUCAAAGGACACAAAAGUCGAAAUUGUGAGAUAAAGUCAAAAAUAUGAGAGGAAAAAGUCACAAUUAUGAGAGAAAAAGUCACAAUUAUGAGAGAAAAAGUCAUAAUGAGAGUAAAAGUCAUCAUUCUGAGGUAAAACGUCCAAUUAAGAGGUAAAACGCCAAAGUAAUGACACAAAAGUCGAAAUUGUGAGACAAAGUAAAAAAUAUGAGAUUAUUCAUAAUGAAAUAAACAGUCAUAAUUACGAGAUAGAAAGUACAAGUGUUGAUAAUUGUCAAGUGUUGAUAAUUGUUGAUAUAGAAAAUUAUAAAUUAAAGUCAUAAUUGAAAUUUUUCAUCUCAUAAUUACGACUAAUUUCGACUUUUAAAAUCUCAUUUCAACUUUCUUAACUUGUCAUUUUGACUAUCUCAUAAUUAUGUUUUUUUUUCCUCAUAAUUUUGAAUUUUAUCUCAUAAUUUUGACUUUGUAAUCUUAUAAUGUUGAUUUAUCUCAUGAUUUAGACUUUAUCUCAUAAUUUUGACUUUUUAUCUCAUAAUUUUGACUAUCUCAUAAUUUUGACUUUUUAUCUCAUAAUUUGACUAUCAUGAUUUUGACUUUUUAUCUCAUAAUUUUGACUAUUUAUCUCAUGAUUUUGACUUUUUAUCUCAUACUUUUGACUUUUUAAUCUUAUAAUGUUGACUUAUCUCAUGAUUUUGACUUUUUAUCUCAUGAUUUUGACUUUUUAUCUCAUAAUUUUGAUUUUUUAUCUCAUAAUUUUGACUUUUUAUCUCAUAAUUUUGACUUUAUCUCAUAAUUUCGGCUUUUUAUCUCAUGUUGACUUUAUCUCAUAAUUUGGACUUUUUAUCUCAUAAUGUUGACUUUAUCUCAUAAUUUUGGCUUUUUUCUGAUAAUGUUGACUUUGCAUCCCAUAACGAUGACUUGCCACUGGGACAUUGUAUUUUAGUGGUUAAAACCAGUCUUCCAAAGUCCCGUCAACCAAUUUUUAGUUUAAUUUCUUUCCCGGCCUCCCUUCUUGCCUGUCAUUUAUUGAACUCUUUGAGCGUUUCCUCCCUGCUGACUGAAUCUUGUCAUGUUUUUGUGCAUCACAUGGUGUGUAGUCUCAAGUGUCCUUACAUAGCCAACAGUUAUAAGUUCAGUUGUAAACAUGAUGUACGAGCAGGAGUGACGUCUGUUUUUCAUGACCUGUACAAAUGUCUUAUUCAAAUACAACAAGUGCAAACGUGUCCCUGCUUCACAUUUCAAAAUAAGAGCGCAUCUUUUGUGUCUGCACCAUGAGUAGCGAAAGACUUUGGACUAAUGAAUAUUCUCUUGCUCAUGUUCCACAUGAACUUUGGUGCUGCUUUCCAGUUCUUUAUCUCCCCCCGUGAAGAAAUCCUCUCCAUGCUGUGGAAAGACGAAAAGCUGUUUUUCAAGGCGGGGACGUCCUUGUCUAAUAUAGAAGAGUUUAUUAGUGUUUCCAAGACGUAAUAAACAACAUCAAACGGUGUCAAAUGUUUAUUGGCUUGAAAUUGGUAGAAAG
Messenger RNA from Entelurus aequoreus (snake pipefish), 4193 nucleotides. It is a transcript of the gene nck1b, whose product is annotated as NCK adaptor protein 1b. NCBI's taxonomy places the organism in Eukaryota, Metazoa, Chordata, Actinopteri, Syngnathiformes, Syngnathidae. The transcript has 4 exons. Gene Ontology annotation, biological process: positive regulation of endoplasmic reticulum stress-induced intrinsic apoptotic signaling pathway; positive regulation of translation in response to endoplasmic reticulum stress; negative regulation of endoplasmic reticulum stress-induced eIF2 alpha phosphorylation. Gene Ontology annotation, molecular function: ephrin receptor binding. Bases 258 to 1409 code for a protein of 383 amino acids. The record is from RefSeq and is a predicted model, not a curated record.